CUCUUUGGUUGAUUCUCUCACACCCUUUAGCUUUCUUCAUUCAUAGAUUCUCUAUUUUUGAUUUUGAAUUUUUGAAUUCUGUUACUUUUUUUAUUAUCACUAAUCUACAUAUAAAUACAAAAAUCCCAAAAAUGGGGAAGAUGAUGAUGAAGAAGCACACAUUAUCAAUAUCACACCAUUGUUGCUUCCUUCUAUCACUCUUCUCCAUUUUCACAUCCUCCAAAUCACACAAUUACUCAGAUGCCCUUUCCAAAUCAUUGCUCUACUUUGAAGCCCAACGGUCGGGCCGUCUUCCACACAACCAACGUGUCACCUGGCGUGAUCAUUCGGGCCUCACCGACGGACUUGAACAAGGCGUGGACUUAGUUGGAGGCUAUUACGACGCUGGAGACCACGUAAAGUUCGGUUUACCUAUGGCGUUUACCGUCACAAUGUUGUCGUGGAGCAUCAUCGAAUACGGCGAGUACAUUGCCGGUGCCGGAGAGUUAGAGCAUGCCAUUGAGGCAAUAAAGUGGGGAACGGAUUAUUUUAUAAAAGCUCAUACUAGUCCUAACGUGUUAUGGGCAGAGGUGGGAGACGGGUACACCGAUCAUUAUUGCUGGCAACGGCCUGAGGACAUGACCACGUCAAGACAAGCAUAUAAAGUCGAUGAGAACAAUCCAGGAUCUGAUGUCGCGGGAGAGACCGCAGCCGCUAUGGCCGCGGCCUCUGUUGUGUUUAGGAAAACAAACCCGCGUUACUCCUAUUUGUUAUUGCAACAUGCUCAACAGUUAUUCGGAUUUGCGGAUAAAUACAGAGGUAAAUACGAUGAAAACAUCGAAGUGGUUAAGAAUUACUACACGUCAGUGAGCGGGUACAAUGACGAGUUGUUGUGGGCGGCCUUGUGGCUGUACAAAGCCACCGAUAACCAUCGGUACUUGCGUUACGUGAUUGAUAAUGCCCAUCGAUUUGGUGGCAUCGGGUGGUCCAUAACCGAAUUCAGCUGGGAUGUUAAAUUCGCCGGUAUUCAAGUGCUUGCUUCUCAGUUACUUUCCGAAGAAAAACAUCAGACGCACAAAAGUAUUUUAGAACGAUAUCAAUCAAAAGCCGAAUACUACAUUUGUUCAUGUCUAGGGAAAAACAACGGUACCAAGAAUAAUGUCGGUUUAACUCCUGGUGGGCUCAUAUACAUUAGACAAUGGAACAACAUGCAAUACGUUUCUUCUGGGUCGUUUUUGACAAUGGUGUACUCAGAUCUACUCCAAAAAUCGAAUCGUAAAAAGCUCAAAUGUCAAAUGGGCGACGUAACUCCUCAAGAGCUUCUCCAAUUUUCAAAAUAUCAAGUGGAUUAUAUUUUGGGCUCUAACCCAUUAAAUAUGAGCUAUUUAGUGGGCUUUGGCCCAAAGUUUCCUACACGUGUUCACCAUAGAGGUGCAUCAAUCGUGUCCUAUAGAGAGAACAAAGGGUUCAUUGGGUGUACCGAAGGUUAUGACAAUUGGUAUGGGUCUAGUGACCCGAACCCGAAUGUUGUGUUUGGGGCAUUGGUGGGUGGACCAAACCAUAAAGAUGAGUUCUUUGAUAAAAGAGGGAAUUACAUGCAAACGGAAGCAUGUACGUAUAACACAGCACCACUUGUUGGGAUUUUUGCUAGAUUACAUUAUUUAGAGAAUGCGAUUUUACAUGCAUCGUAUUAAGUUAAAACAUAUAAGAUGAAGUGUGUAUAGUAUUUAAACGAUAUGUGAGUUUUUUACGGGCUUAAAUCGAGCCUGAAGUUCUGUUCACUCCAUACAAAACAUGUUACAUGUAUGUAUUAAAAUGUAAUAUAAUAAUUAUUGUAUUUUUCUGA
Molecule: messenger RNA, 1825 nt
Organism: Helianthus annuus (common sunflower)
Lineage: Eukaryota; Viridiplantae; Streptophyta; Magnoliopsida; Asterales; Asteraceae
Product: endoglucanase 11
Exons: 5
Coding region: 132-1673 (513 amino acids)
Biological process (GO): carbohydrate metabolic process
Molecular function (GO): hydrolase activity, hydrolyzing O-glycosyl compounds
Source: RefSeq, a predicted model, not a curated record